This is a messenger RNA of Penicillium samsonianum, 2145 nucleotides long. RefSeq lists its product as uncharacterized. Bases 1 to 2145 code for a protein of 714 amino acids. Lineage: Eukaryota; Fungi; Ascomycota; Eurotiomycetes; Eurotiales; Aspergillaceae. The transcript is spliced from 5 exons. The record is from RefSeq and is a predicted model, not a curated record.
AUGGAACGAGUCGUAAUCGUCGGAGCAGGUCUUUACGGUCUCAUCGCAGCCAAGACGUAUCUACAACUUGUCGGGAAAUACGACAGUGAAAGCACAGCCAAAGGUACCGAUGAAAUCGCUGAAAUUCCUGCCUGUUUUACAGAGAACAUCGAUGCUUCCCCAACGGCCCCAUCGGAAAGUCGCCUUCUCGUGAUUGACUCUGCCUCGGAUAUUGGGGGUACUUGGGCUGAGGAGCGCCUGUACCCAAACUUGUUGAGCCAGAACUCAUAUGGACUUUAUGAAUUCAGUGACCUGCCUCUUUCGGACGUUGUUCCAGAGGAACAUGCGGAUGACACACAAAGUCAGUUCAUUGCAGGCUGGAAGAUCAACCGCUAUCUUCGUGUAUGGGUUGAGAAAUGGCAGCUUAAAAAACACAUACGAUUGAACUGGACGGUCAACGAUAUCAGCCGUCUAGAAAGCAAAGAGUGGAAGCUCAAUAUCAGUGUAUCCACGUCCCCGGGUCAGCGCAUCACCAUUGUCUGCGACAAGUUGGUCUUGGCUACAGGACUGACCUCGGUACCAAAUAUGCCCAACACAAAAGGGUCAUCAAUGACCUCCGAUAAUCCUGUUCCAGUUAUCCAUGCCAAAUAUGUUGGAGACUGGGCUCGAGAACACUUGGGAUAUCAGCCACUGAAAGCACCUGAGCCCGGGGCUGUUCACAUUCCAGUCAAGGAUUCCCCUUACCCACAACUGCGAUCGGUUGCAAUUUAUGGUGGUGCAAAAUCAUCCUUUGAUCUGGUGCAUUUCUUUGCGACUUUACAUCGCAACGACUCAAAGUUGCACCUUAAGUCUACACAGGAAAAUCCUGUCCAAGUACACUGGAUUAUCCGUGAUCGAGGUGUAGGGCCCGCGUGGAUGGUACCGCCAAUGUCUACUCUCCCAAAUGGCGACACCGUUGCAAGCGAUAAGGCUGCCAGCAGCCGACUACUCACCCAUCUCACCCCGUGCUGCUACGAGACUCCAAAACGUUUGUCUUUCGGGCCCAGGGGUCUUCACUGGGAGGGCUCAUGGCUAGCGCGGCUAUUCCAUGGCAACCCAGUGGGCCGAUGGUGGAUUCGUUGGCUCUGGCGAUCGAUUGACCAAAGCUUGGAGGACACGGCGCAAUAUGAUUCAGAUCCAAAGAUGGAAAAGCUUCGCCCAGAGAACAGUGUUGUCUCGUGCGCAUCAGGUAUUGGUAUCGCAAACCAAGGAGACCUCUGGGAAACAAUUAGAUUGCCCAAUGUCAACGUUUACCGAUCAGCCAUCACGGAUAUCGUCUCUACCGGGCCGGAGAAAUCCAGGGAUUCAUCCACAAAAGCUUUGGUGCGCUUGGCAGACAGCAGUUGUAUUGAUGAAGUUGAUCUGGUAAUCCACGCGACCGGAUUUAAGCCAAUAGUCCCGAUUCGGUUUGAACCUGUAAGUCUCCGUCUAGAACUGGGGCUAUCAGCCCUGGUGGACUCGGAGGGUGAGGAUAUUCACGGGAAUCGUGAAAUUCCAGCGGAAACACCAGAGAGAAUCAAGGGGCCACUCGAAUCAACCAUAAAUGACCGCAUAAAACACUGGGUCGAUCUAGAUCGACGUUCGGAUGUCAUGGUCAGGAAGACUUUAAAUGCGACGAGAUGUGCUCUCACAGACCGGGGUCCUCCCUCAUGGGCCGAGUCUCACAAGCUGGUGCCAUAUCGCCUAUUCCGCCGUAUGGUUGCACCUGAAUUAGUCGCACGAGGCGACCGCUCCUUUGCAACGCUCGGGGUUAUUUUAUCAUCAACUAUUGCUGUUGUUGCAGAGGUUCAAGCUCUUUGGGUGGCGGCGUUUUUAACAGGAGGGCUCGACUCCCCAUUGAACAUUAAGUCAAUCCCAGACCAAGCUCUCUCGCUUGGAAAUCUUUCGCUGGAGACUAUGGAGAAUGCUAUCUCGGAGGAUGUGAUCUUGGGUUCAUUGACGGGAACUGGCCUUGAAGUUGAGGCCAUUCAGUAUAAUGACAUGCUCCUGCGCGAUUUGGGACUGAAUCCCCACCGACUUGGGGGUGGUUUCUACACUGAGCUGACCGGGGUGUAUGGGCCUUCGGUGUAUGCUGGAAUCGUGGAUGAGUGGAAGAAGAGUCGAGGUUUGAAAGUGAAGAAGCUGUAG